UUCCAAUUUCUUCCUCUUUCCCGUAUGUCACUGAAAUUCUGGAAGCCCGGUACUGCUGAGCCAGGGAGUGCUCUCGACAGGGCAACAGAGGCAGAGGGAAACGUCGUCGGCUCGUCGUCGCAGUACUCUUCUCUCUCGGUCCAGAGCCAACGGGAACGUCUGCCCAUCUUCAAGCACCGCGAAAAGCUGCUUUACUGCGUAGAAAAAUAUGGUGUGACCAUUGUAGUUGGCCAAACGGGAUGCGGCAAGACCACUCGUUGGUGAUCGUUAUCCACGUCCCCCGGAUCUCUUUCUGACGCGUUGUAGAACUACCGCAAUAUCUCUUAGAAGCUGGAUGGGCCGCCCGAGGAAACGUCAUUGCUUGUACUCAGCCACGUCGUGUUGCUGCUACUUCAGUUGCUGGUCGUGUCGCAACUGAAGUAGGGACAGUUCUUGGAGACGAGGUUGGAUAUACAAUACGGUUCGAGGACGUUAGCGACAAGGAGAGAACUCGAAUUUUGUACAUGACCGACGGAAUGUUGUUCCGCGAGACUCUAGUCGACCCUCUGCUUACUCGCUACAGUGUCAUCAUG
Desarmillaria tabescens is the source of this 572-nucleotide messenger RNA. RefSeq lists its product as uncharacterized. The transcript is spliced from 3 exons. Lineage: Eukaryota; Fungi; Basidiomycota; Agaricomycetes; Agaricales; Physalacriaceae. The record is from RefSeq and is a predicted model, not a curated record. The coding region runs from base 25 to 264 and encodes 79 amino acids.